UUUGUUGAAACAUUCUGGAACAAUUCUGGAACAACCUACACGACGCGCUCACAGCCCAUGACAUUUAAUGAAACAACAUCGAAGCAAAAUCUGCGAGUAAACACAGGAUUUGAGGUCCAGAAGCGAGGUAUUUUGAAAACGUUCGUUGGUCCUCCACUAGUUGAAAUGAUAUCCGGAGUGUUGGUUGCGUGCUUUCUACUCGGGGGUGUGAGUGCCUGCACGGAGAAGACUGCGACACCAGACAGGUUGCAGUCAGUGAGUGUGACUGAUAACCCCAUGCAGGGGGAACAAAUUGGGCGAGCUGCACCCAUGCAAAUACAGAAUGUGAGAACCACAACCAUCAAUGACAACCAGGAGAAUACCUCACCAACAAACGACCCAGGGACGUACGGGGAAGGAAGCGUGAAUCAAGGAGAAAUAGCUCAUUCGGAAACUGUUGCUACGGAAACGCUGGAAAUCACAACUAGUCCCGAUCCUUACGACGGCCCAUUCUGCAAGGCGCAAAAGUCCUGGAAACUUCGCUGGCCUAAGACUAGGCCAGAACAGACUGCCUUAGUGCAAUGCCCCGGCACAUCCACAGGCUACGCAUCAAGGUACUGCGGGCUGGUAAAGUGGCCGAAAGAAUGGGCUUACUGGGCCUUCCCAAACUUUCAGGAUUGUAAGGAAAGUUCUCCCGAUGAAGACGAGGAACCAACGGAGAUUCCUUGGUGUCCGCGUGACACCAGUUACGCAACGCUGUGGCCAGAUACACUCGUGAAUACAACGGCCACUGCUAAAUGUCCAAAGAACCUGACUGUGUACGAUGAUUUGAAUGCUACAAGGCGAUGUGAAUGGGCGACAGUGGAUGGCAUCAAGACCGCACAAUGGCAAGCAGCAGAUCUUAUGGACUGCAUAGUAUCCAUAAUUAACGCUUCAACACUCAUACCUGCUGAUGAAGUGCAGCAAACGAUGGACGACUGGUUGGACGACCAUUCGUGUACCAGGGAAGUCACAACCUCAGCAUUAGGAACUUUUGAAUGGAACACCACUAUCGUUGGAGGAGUAUCCAGAUCCAACUGCCAAUAUGGAUUCAUUUUGCCGUCAAAGAAAAUCCUCGAGUUUAUGGAGGUGAGCCUGUGGCUAACGACAACUCUGAACAAACUAAACAAAAAUCUGACUGCUUCAAACCUAACCGAGAAACUCCAACAGGUCGGACAAAACAUCUCGAAAUUCGCCGAGAACCUGCGAGACUUCAUAGUCAACAAGUCUUCUGAGAUAAUUGAGGAUAUAGUGGCGAGCAAUUCCACUCAAAGCAAGUUAUAUAACGGUCUUUCUGAUUGGCUGGAAACUUGGAAAGACAAGUUUUCUUAUUUCAGCGACCAAUCGGAGGACUCGGACAAUUCGAGGGCAGCGCGGGUGAGGAGAAGUGACGAUACGGGGUCCGUAGGUAAUACUGAUUUCUUCAAGUGGCUGACUGAUGAAGCAACUCGAUUGACUGUACCAGCAGCGCUGAUAGUCUAUUCCACUGUGAAAAGCGGGAAACAGAGCGUGACCUAUGACCUGAGAGGGAAGGACAAGUUCAGUAUCGACAUUGACGACUUGAGGAGCAGUCUAACAGGCCCAGACGAGAAUGGGGGAUCCUGGCCCGCCAAAUGGCGUAGUCGGAACCUACACCAAGUCAACGGUCAAGAACUGGCAAAAGACGGGGAAGCGCAAGGAGGCUGGAGUUUGAAAGAAGCCAUAAGUCGCAUCAAGAUCCCAGAUAUUACCUGCAUUGUUGAGGCCUUUCGCAACCUCUCCAGAACACCCUUUCGAAUGUGUCUACCAGCUGCUAAUGGCGGAGAUGUGAUCUGGGAUAAAGCUGAGACGUGGAUGUGUCGAUCAGAGAACGCUACUCUCUCUCAAGACCUUGAUCGGGCGAUAAGGGAGACCAAAAACUUCGGCUUAGGAAGUACGGCUGACCUGACAUUCAUUAAAGUCAUCGUGAACCUGUGGACAUUCAUAGAAGAAUGGAGAAAUACCAUUCCCGAGGUUAUCCUGAUGGUCAUCCAGGUCAUCAAUCACCUGUUAUCGCUACCAGAGCCUAUUAUACCGCAACAUUUUAGUAACAUAAUCAUUAAGACCAUCGAAAACUUGCCAAAUCGUCCACUGCCGAAUAAUGUGACCAGCGUUAAGAUUAUCACGGAUAAUAUAGUACUGGCAAUGGAAAAGGUGGAACAGGACACCUUUAGCGGUGCUCUCUUUGCUUCCAUCAAACCCAAUGAACCUACAGAAGCAUACCAAGCGGACGACUAUGGUGACUCAAUGUCUUCACCGAGUAACGGAACAAAGAUUGGUGACAAUAUUUUUGAGCAUAAAACUGGCGCCCUCAACGAGAGUCUUCAGGGAUUGGAUUUGGACAAUGUGGAUGAAUACUUUUAUGUACCAGAAAGUAUUUUCACCACCAACCAGCCCACCCAGUAUAAUACAUGUGAUGGAGUCAACGGAACCACAGCCUCUGUCAAUACAUCCAUGCUUCAGUUUGUCGUUUAUGAGAACGACCAGCUGUUUCGUGCAAUGGAUGACGAAGUUGCCGUGACAUUGGCGGAGGAUUUCACGGAGAGCAACCAGGCAGACUGGAAGGUGACAAGUCGAGUAAUGUCUGCGACUCUUGGCGGUCACUGCGUCUGGGGCCUGAAAAACCCGGUCAUUUUUAGUCUGAAGCAUCAUAACCCAGUUGGAGACGGCGGUUCCCGACUCUGCGUGUAUUGGGAUUUCAAGGAGAGAGGUGGUUCUGGCUCGUGGUCUACCGAAGGCUGCAGAGUUAGCAUCGCGUCACGUGAUCAUACAAUCUGUGAAUGUAAUCAUCUCACCAACUACGCUGUCAUCAUCGAUAUCGGGGCUCAACUAGGCAGAGGAAGUCUGCCUCAGGAACACAGUAUGGCCUUGGAAAUCAUCAGUUAUGCUGGAUGUUCACUUUCCUUGAUUGGUCUGAUUAUAACAAUGGGAAUGCUGAUAUCUGUCAGGAAACUCCGAGAAGCAAAGACAACCCCGACCCGCCUGAUGCUCUGCCUCUCACUCAUCAUCUCAAUGACCUUCUACCUGACUGGAAUAGACCAGACAAGCAACCCACGCGCAUGCGCGGCAUUUGCUUGCUGCAUUCAUUACUUCACGUUGGUGGCGCUCAUGUGGAUGGGCGUGGAGGGGGUGUACUUGUACCGGAAUAUCGUAGUGGUUGCCAUGAACCCGACUAGGCAUAUGUUCAAACUAUGCUGUACUGCAGCUUGGGGCGUACCAGCUAUUAUCGUCGGAUGCAUCGCGAUAUUUGACUUGGAGGCCUAUGGCAGUAAUGAGAGAUGUUGGAUUUCCAACUCGACUGUGUUCUUUGCUGCCUUUCUCGGCCCUGCUCUACUGAUCGUCACCUUGAAUUUCAUGGUAUUCUUCAUGGUCAUGUGGGUGUUAUUCCGACGGCCGUUUGGUGCGCGACGUUACACCUCAGGCAAGGAGCAUCGCGAGUUCGCACGCAGACGCAGAGAGAUCUUUGGUAUCAUCUCCAUAACAGCUCUGCUUGGUCUUACAUGGAUCUUGGGGUCUUUCUCUAUGGGUGAUGUCGGUGUCCGUUUGACAUCUCUCUACCUGUUCACCAUCUUCAACUCCGCUCAGGGGUUCUUCAUCUUUCUCUUCUACGGCCUUCUAUCCUUCUUGACCACUCGGGGUAUCAAGUCACCGCACACAGGCACCCCUCCUCUGACCAACACGGCGGCAAAGCUCAGCCAGUUCGCAGUCUCCACCGUAGCACUCAACAAGACCAUCCUUCAGAUACAACAAUGUCGCUCACGCUCAAAGCAAAACAGCAGCUCUGGCGAGAGCAUCGUGACGUCAUGCAGUGAUGUCCAGCUGGAAUUCGGACACGACAACCCAAGUUUUCAGCCUGACCUUCUGCCAGCGAAAGCUAAACAAGAAAUGUUCGCUGGUGAACAACAGCCCCAAACCCCGGACCUGACACCCUGUAGCUUUGUGCUGUCCGCUGGGAUCUUGAAUGCAGGGAACCAGCAUAGCUUGAUCUAUCUGAUGGAUUCAGAGUCCAGUGGCACAUUGUGGGCGGGGCCUCAGCACAGUAAGAAGGAUGAGUUUGUACUUGGCACGGGCAUCAUAUUUUGUGGAAAGUCAUAAUAAACUCAGUUUCAACCCGAAUAUCCUUGGCAGAUGUUGCGAAAGAAAAGGCAUAUCUGCGCUGCGGCUCCAAUUCAAUAAAUUCUCACUAAAAUUGUAGUUAUUAUUCCGACAGAAAAACAAAAUCAACGCCAGUGCGCUAGGAACUGCUCACAUGGGUAUCAUUUUGUGAAGCGAAGGAAGUUUGCCGAAACAAAAAGAGUGCUAUAUUAAUUAAUUUACAAGCCAGUGAGAGAUUCAAUUGCUUGCGAAAUGGAAAGAAAGGGACAGGACUAUUGAAACAUGAAACACUACCUUACAGUUGGAGGAAACUCACUUUAAGACGUGACUGCGCAGAAACCAGAAACGUCUAACCUAAUGUAAAACUGACAAGGGGCAAGCACUUUUUUUAUAAAUAAUUUUUUUUAAAUCAAUUUGCAGGAAAUAACGAUUUCACAAAAGAAGAGCAAAUUUAAUAUGUUGGUAUGAAUGUUGCAAAUCAAAUAUGUUUUUUUAUAAAAAAAAGUGCUGGCGAAACUUUUUUUAUAAAUAAUUUUUUUAAAAUCAGUUUGCAGGAAAUAACGAUUUCACAAAAGAAGAGCAAAUCAAAUAUGUUGGUUAUGAACAAUGACUGGCACGUCAGUGUUGAAUUUAACCAUGUAUUCGUGAUGAUAUUUAAUUAUCUCGAUCUGUACAUGCCAGCACUUCAAGUUACAACGACAUUAACGGUUUGUCCUCCCCUUUUCAAUUUCAUUAGAGCGAAGAAAAGGUUGACAUCAUACCUUUUCUUUAUUUUUUCCCGUACUACUCAAUUUUUGCAGUGCACUGAGCAAAGUUAAGUUUUGGUCUGCAUUGCGUAUAUAAACACAAACGUGAAAUGGCUCCCCUAUUUUUCAUCAACAGAUUUUGUUGCCAACUUUUCUCGCAAAUUGCUAACACUGAAAAUGAAACGACGAGAAAGUGUUCGGUAUUCGAGGUCAAACGAGCCCGUUUGUCUGCUGAGGCACUUCAUUCAAAAUCGUGCAAAUUCGCAAGUAACGAUGCUGGGUGAAUUGGUGUUUUUAAUUUUGCAGAUAAUGAUAUGAAUUAUUUGGUUGAAUCGUGCCUUUGAUGAUACACGUAAAGACACUGGUGUAUUAUUUUUGUAUUUACUCUUUUUUUGAACUUGUAUAUUGAAAACGUUUUAAUGUUUUGUUAGCGAUUAAUUAACACAAAUCACACCGUCCCCCCCCCCCAAAAAAAUGGAGGACAUUGCAAAAUUAAAUUACAAACGCAUUUUAGUCUCCGAAGAUAAGAAAUGCAAACACAAGGACACUGGGUCUGUUAUCAAAAUCACGUUUAAACGCGAAGACAUGAACAAAAAGUAUGUCACUUGAGAAUAUCAGUUCAGAAAGUUUAUUUGUGUCUAAGACAACAUAUGUGAUAUGCGCCUUCUCAUGAAACACGUAUAUUUUCCCCUGUAAACAUCCCAGGGAUGGAGGGAUGUUUAGGUUAAUUAUUUGCAAUCAUGCAGUGACUUACCUUGCCCUCCAAACAUAAUUUUAUUUCAAGUACAUUUGUUCUUUAAAGUAGCCUAUACGCACGUAAUAAAAAACUAAAUUGACAGUUAACAAGGGGGGGGGGGUUGACUG
Molecule: messenger RNA, 5741 nt
Organism: Patiria miniata (bat star)
Lineage: Eukaryota; Metazoa; Echinodermata; Asteroidea; Valvatida; Asterinidae
Exons: 20
Coding region: 58-4131 (1357 amino acids)
Biological process (GO): cell surface receptor signaling pathway; adenylate cyclase-activating G protein-coupled receptor signaling pathway
Cellular component (GO): membrane
Molecular function (GO): G protein-coupled receptor activity
Source: RefSeq, a predicted model, not a curated record